Messenger RNA from Trypanosoma conorhini, 1575 nucleotides. RefSeq lists its product as uncharacterized. Lineage: Eukaryota; Euglenozoa; Kinetoplastea; Trypanosomatida; Trypanosomatidae. The coding region runs from base 1 to 1575 and encodes 524 amino acids. The transcript has a single exon. The record is from RefSeq and is a predicted model, not a curated record.
AUGAAGGCGGCCAUGGAUGACUUACUUACCGGGUGGCCCGUGAACGACAGGAGGCCGGGGAUGCACGGCAAUGGGGGGAACCGUUCUCCUUUGCCUAACAGGCAGGAGUUGCGCUCUGCCGGGUCUAACACGGGGGCGGGCCUGGGAAGGGCGCGAUUAUACGGCUGGCACCCCUCUCACACGUACCCUGAUGAGAGUCGUGAGAGGGGCCGGGCUGCGGGCCCGCGCUCUGGCGCAUCGGCAUUGCGGGUUAAGGAGGAAAACCGCCAGUUGCUGCAGAUGUAUUCACCGUACUUUUUCCCUGUGAGGCCGACUGUGGCGCGAGGAAGACCCGGCAGCAGGCACUCCUCUAGUGCUGCGUCGGGAAGCGCCCCGCGUCGUUCAUGCCACGCUUCCGCGGGGACGUCACGCAGGUCGCGCCUUGUUGCUCGGGAGCAGACGGCUUCAGCUCCUUUGCCAAAGGCUCUGCGGCCGGUGCAGAGUGCGGGAGGUGUUGGUUCGAGAGCUGUGACGCCGCCACGCAAAAUGUCUGAGCACCUCCCGCAUAGCCCCGGCGGGGCCUUCUUCCAUAGUCUCGCACACGCCUCCCAGCAGUGCGGUGGGAACGGCAUCGUCCUCCCUGUUGUGCGAUGUCAAUCUAAUAGUGGCGUCAUCAAUUUGGCCCCGGACGCCCACCCGCGAAACGGCAACGUCUACGGCGGUGGGGCCAUAGUCCAUCCCUCGGGAAGCGUAAAUUUGAUGAGCAGCUGUCGUUCCUCUUCCCAAGAGACUUCUAGCGUGAGCCCCGCCAGUGACCCGGCAGUCGUUCCUCCGCGUCAGCUAAUGGAGUGGGAGGCCGCCUGCGUGAUGGAGACGAGCGCGUCGCAGCGGUGCGUUGCGGUGGCGAAAAAGAUGGAGCAGCUAAAGAGUCAGGUGAACGAGGCCGAUGGUGCUCUGGAGGCCGUCAAAAUGCGCCAGGUUUCGCUUAAAGAGAAGAUGCGGUCGUUCGCCGAUCUGCAGCUGGAAGUGGGGCGAGAGGAGAAGAAAAGUAGGGAGCUGCGGCGUAUAGCGCAGCUGGCGAUGAGGCGUGUCGACAGCGCUCAGUCCUUGGAGGCAAAAAACGGCUUGCAUGGCGAUGCGGCCUCCGAUCCGGGGGACUGUGUUGGUGGGGAGCCGAUGUCGAUGGCCAGCCUUCUCCACCAGCGCGACACACUGCAGCUGGAGCGCGCAGCGCUCAGGCAGGCGGUGCAUGCGGCUGCUGCGGAAUCUCGUGAGAGAUCGACCAGCGGCGCCCCAAAUUCUCGCGUCUCGACCCGACUGCAUGAAGCCGAGCGGCGAAGGCUUGAGCAGACUGUCGCAAUCCUACAGGAUCGGGAGCGACGACUGAAGGCGCGAGCCCGGCUCUCCGGGCUGCGCGCAGAUCGUAUGAUGGGACAAGUUGAAGAACUUCGAGCCACAAUGCGUCAGAAAAAGGUGCAAGGCCUCAGGAAGGUUGUGGAGAGUUCCGACACCGCAUCUUUUCCUGGAAGCCUUCAGGACGUAACCACCACGACAAACCCAGUGGGGAGCUGCUUCAUCACAGAGUUGGAGGCCUGA